GACGAUCUUUUAACGUGUGCCAGUGAAGUGUUGUGUCUCUGCCAACGUUACAAACUACUCCCUGCAUCGAUUUACAAGUUUUAUGUGGUCAGCUGUUCUAUACGGAAUAGAUAGGAUAGGUGAUCAGGGAGACAGAACUUACGAAUCAAAGGGUUCCCAUAAUCGUGUAAUAAUGUCAACUCUCCUGAAAGCCGUUGCAAGUGCCGUGGUUACGGUUGAUAGUGCGGGGCGUAUUAUUAAGGAAGUGUUGCAUUCUGGCUCUCUGGGUAUUGUUGACAAGGCUACCGAUGACCUUCAAACUGAAGCGGAUCGAAGUGCCCAAAAAUGUAUUGUUGCUUCGCUUGGCAAACGCUUCCCUAAGAUGAAAAUAAUUGGUGAAGAAGGCCCUCAAGAGAAUCUCUCAGCUAAACCUGAGUGGGUCGUCGACGGUCUAGACGAGACUGUUCUCGAGGAGACCAUCCCAACUCAACUCACCGAUGUUCGAGAGGAGGACAUCGUCUGCUGGGUUGAUCCGUUGGACGGCACGAAAGAGUACACCCAAGGUCUUCUUGAUCAUGUCACAGUUCUUGUAGGAUUUGCCGUGGAAGGUCGUGCUGUAGCGGGCGUGGUUCAUCAACCCUUUUAUAACUACCAGAAAGAGAAGGAUAUAUUCCAACAGGGUCGCACAAUGUGGGGAAUCGUGGGUCUCGGUGUGCGCGGGAUUAAUGUCCGAGUUCCCCCCGCAAAUGGUUUCGUUGUUACUACUACUCGUUCACAUUCCUCGCCAACGAUCAAUGCUUGUAUCGAUUCCAUGAAACCUACUGAGAUAAUUCGAGUUGGUGGAGCUGGCCAUAAGGUUCUGCUCCUUAUGGAGGGCGAAGCUCAUGCUUACGUUUUUCCGUCACCAGGCUGCAAAAAAUGGGACACUUGUGCCCCCGAAGCGCUGCUUGUUGCUGCUGGCGGCGCCCUAACGGAUAUUCACGGCAACGCGAUUCAAUACCAUGCACACGUGGACCACCCCAACUGGGGAGGAGUAUUGGCAGCUGCAAAAAAAGAUGACAUUGCCAGCUAUCUAAGACAAGUGCCGAAAAAAGUGCGAGACGUGUUGCCGGUUCUAGGAAACAAGUCGAGCGGAAAGCUAUAGGAAAUAAUGGAUACUCAAAUAUCUUUCUGUCGCGUUUACUUCCAUUGGCAUAGAUAAGCAACACACAUAACAUUUAUAUUUAAACAACCUGUGUGAGAACUGUUUUUUUUUAUUCAUACUGUUCAUAAUUUCAUAUUUAUAUAUAUUUUAAAUCCCUAAUUUGUAAUGUUUUUUAUUCGAUGAGCUUAGGAGGUAUUAUCUUCUACUGUUGGACGCGACACUAGAGGUUUCCGUCCUGUACACUUAACCUAGAACCCUUCAAAGACACGUUUAUCUGCUGUUUUAGUUGGAUUAUUUUACGUCCGCUAAAUAAGCCAUUAAGCACUACUUUCAGCGGGUCUUGCUCGACCUAUCUGGGCUUACCUCUAACAGACUUAUGAAGCAGUAUGGCAUAUUUGGCAACAUACCAUUACUGAGUGUAACAAGAGCACAGUAACCAACGUUUGAAUGGUGACGGCCGCAUGUUUACCCUACAAUAACAGUUACGAACUUUUGUGGGAAGAAUAUCGUCCCAACAAUGAAAGCAGCUUCGCAAGGUCGAAUUUUACAAAUGCUAGAGAAAACGGAGAUGAGAAAAUAAAUGAAACUGUUUUAACCAGUACUAUUCUAUUACUGUUCUGUCUAUUAACUAUGUGUAUGCCUUUAUUUAACAGAACGAUAUAUACAUGUAUAGGGUUUUUGGUCAAUAAUUGUAUUGUCGUACAUAGAAAUAGUGAACUAAUAACAUUAUUACAUGGUUGAUUCUUUACAAAAAUGACCAGGACACAGGAGAACAUCGCGUUUACAUAGACAAUUACAGCAGAGAUAUUUUUGAUCGACGAACUAUAAAUAUUUGAUGUUGUUGGAAUAAUAUCUUUUGAAUAAUCUAAUAUUCCGUCCAAAGUUUUGUCUAGUCUGCCAUACAUUAGCUUCACUUAAAUCGGAAAAACUUCAAUUAAGAUAUUAAUUUGCCAUUUAUUAAGAAGCCAUUCGACAAUAUAGUUUAAAAUAAGCUAGUUACAUUCUGAAUCAUAAAUGAACUCUACUUAUUGAAAAACGUUAGUUCUAUCUACCCCGAAAGGUACAUAUGGUAUGUUUCCUACUGCGUUUCACCCAGUUUUGUACUGCAGCUUUUAUUUGCAGGUUGUAACCGUUAUUCUGACGGAUUGUUAUUUCACUUAGUGUCUCAACUCAAAGCAAUGGCUUUCACGUCUAAUUCAACC
Molecule: messenger RNA, 2325 nt
Organism: Varroa destructor (honeybee mite)
Lineage: Eukaryota; Metazoa; Arthropoda; Arachnida; Mesostigmata; Varroidae
Product: 3'(2'),5'-bisphosphate nucleotidase 1
Biological process (GO): phosphatidylinositol phosphate biosynthetic process
Molecular function (GO): 3'(2'),5'-bisphosphate nucleotidase activity
Source: RefSeq, a predicted model, not a curated record